GUGUGAGCAGGAAACGGUACACACGUGUUUUCUUGCAGGUUUGAAGGUUACAGAAGAAGCACCUGGGAGGUUUGUUGCCGGCUGUCCGCUGCAGAGGGUCACCAGGACGGCGUGUUGGUGGUGAAAGCUCCGGGUGUGUGAAGAGACUGAAGAGACUAGACAUGGAUCCCAUGAAGGCGCAGCAGCUGGCGGCGGAGCUGGAGGUGGAGAUGAUGGCUGACAUGUACAACCGAAUGACCAACGCCUGCCACAGGAAGUGCGUGCCGCCACAUUACAAAGAGGCCGAGCUGUCGAAGGGCGAGGCGGUGUGCCUGGACCGCUGUGUGGCCAAAUACCUGGACCUCCACGAGAGGCUGGGACGCAAGCUGACAGAGCUCUCCGUCCAGGACGAGGAAGUGAUGAGGAAGGCGGCCCUGGGGAGCGGAUAAAGACGCUGAUGAACGGAAACGAAGUAGAGCAGCAUCGUGGGGGAUUAAAAGGUUAUGGGAUGGGGUCAGCAUAUGUAGUUUCUCUAAGAUGAGAGACUUUGUGUUUUACUGAGUGGGUGGGUUUUAUUAGGGAAGUUAAAAAUUUAAAAAAAAUAAUGCUGUUGAGGGUCCACUGAGAGACUCUACUGCAGUAGAGGACGAGACAGGAUGAGACUGGAGGACCUGGUGGAACGACGACAGCACGCGGACACCUUGAAACUGCUCACUGCUCCACCAGCCUCUCUGGAUGUGUCCAAUGAAGUUUUACAUUCAGCUAGACCCGGUCAUCAAGAAGUCACCUGAAAGGAGAAAGGACAUGUAAUAUUAUUUCUAAGUCAUACUUUGUGCUUGUUUUUUAGCUGCUUGGAGUGCGAGAAGGGUGCUGCUUCUACUGCAGAAACUCAAAUACUUUGCUUUGUUGUACCAACCAUCUGGUACUUGUGGCAGGUUUAAACAAACACUAAGAAUGAUUUGCAUUUCGUCUUUGUUCCCACAUCACCCUUUGAACCCUUUUACGAAAGGGGGGGGUGUAAGUAAACAUGGGCCCUCUUCAUGAGGUUGCAACACAACAUGGUAUUCAGGUAGAUACAAGUUGUCUGUUAUGCAGAUAUGGUAGUAUCAGUUCUGUACAAAACCUUGAAAUACAGUAAGUCAAAUACAGAUGGAUCAGGGCAUGCACUGAAUGGAUAAUGUACAGCAGUAUUGUUUGUCUUUUUAUACAAGACACUAUGCAUAGUUUACUCUCACUCAGCCCUGAUCGGUGCCGCGUUGGCUUCGUCUGUUACAACUACUCCGAUGCAGACUGCCAGCCAGGCCAUUCUGGCUCCACGGACGUGUGUCGAAGAUGGACUCAACUCAAUGCUUGUGUAGUAUGACGGGUGGAAGUAACAAAAAUGUAAUUGCAUGUGAAUUGAAAAACAGAGCUGUAAAAAUGGAUGUGAAAUGAAAAAAUGGAGUGAUAAAUUAUCAAGUGAUUUGAUUAAUUUAAAGCCGAUUUGACUAAAACAGACGUGAUAUGAUGAAAACAAAGGCAUGUUUUAUCAUUUUCCCCGUCUUACAUUCACCAUUUACAACACACGAUUGUGAUUUAUCAUUUAAGGAAAGUGGUCUCGAGGGUGGAAGUAACAAAAACGGAAAGUGGAAAAAAAGGAAAGUGAUGAAAAUGUUUGUGAAUUAGGCUAAUAAUGGGAAUGAUGAAUUGUAUGCGAAUUGAAAAAAUAGUGAUAAAUUGUCAAUUGAUUUGAUAAUCUUAAUUGACAUUUUAUUUGAAACAGUGUUGCUCUGAUAACCCAAAUGAUGUUUGUCGAUUACAGCGCGCACAUUUUUUGUUACUUCCGCCCAAAAUGUCAAUCAGAAACCACGGCAACUGACUGAAAAAGUCGAGAGUAGAGCGGUUGGCUGAGUGCGCGAGAGUAACAAAAAUGCGUGCUGUAAACGAUGAAUGUCAGUUGUGAAUGAUGAACAGUCGACAGUUGAUUAUCAGAGCAACACUUUCAAAUAAAAUGUCAAUCAAGUUUAUCAAAUCGAUUGACAAUUUAUCACUCCAUUUCAAUUUGCAUACAUUUUCAUCACUUCUAAUAUUAAUUCAUAAGCAUUUUCAUCACUUCCCCUUUUCUUCAAUUAGUUUUUGUUACUUCCACCCUCGAGGCCACUUUCCUUAAAUGAUAAAUGCCAAUUCUGUGUUGUAAAUGGUGAAUAUAAGAUGGUGAAAAUGAUGAAACAUGGCUCUGUUUUAAUCAUUUCACAACUGUUUUAGUACAAUCGGCUUUAAAUGAAUCAAAUCACCUGAUAAUUUAUCUCCAUUUUUUUUAAUUCACAUGCAUUUUCACCACUUCUAUUUUUAUCAAUUAGUUUGUGUUACUUCCACCCCUCAUAGUGUAGACUGUGUUGUGCUGUAUGUGACUGGACCAUGUUUUGACUGUGAAACUUUUUUUUUUUUUUUUCAUGUGCUAACCACUGUGCCAGUGACGCAGCUUUUUAGCUGCAUAUUGGAGAAGCUGCACAGUGUUUCGUUGUUAUUAAGUACUCUAAUAAAACUGUCAUCAUUUAUCUUAA
Molecule: messenger RNA, 2522 nt
Organism: Sebastes umbrosus (honeycomb rockfish)
Lineage: Eukaryota; Metazoa; Chordata; Actinopteri; Perciformes; Sebastidae
Gene: timm10
Product: translocase of inner mitochondrial membrane 10 homolog (yeast)
Exons: 2
Coding region: 162-428 (88 amino acids)
Biological process (GO): protein insertion into mitochondrial inner membrane
Cellular component (GO): mitochondrial inner membrane
Source: RefSeq, a predicted model, not a curated record